Molecule: messenger RNA, 2154 nt
Organism: Entamoeba dispar SAW760
Lineage: Eukaryota; Evosea; Mastigamoebida; Endamoebidae
Product: oligosaccharyl transferase, putative
Exons: 1
Coding region: 1-2154 (717 amino acids)
Cellular component (GO): membrane
Molecular function (GO): oligosaccharyl transferase activity
Source: RefSeq, a predicted model, not a curated record
AUGGGUUUCUUUAAAACUCUUAUUCAACUCAUUCUAAAAAAUAUAGGUAUUACUCUUAUUUGUAUUAUUGCAUUUAGUUCUAGAUUAUAUUCUAUUAUUAUGUAUGAAGCAAUUAUUCAUGAAUUUGAUCCAUAUUUUAAUUUUAGAGCAACAAAAUAUCUUGUUGAACAUGGACCAACAGCAUUUAUAAAUUGGUUUGAUCCAGAUAGUUGGUAUCCAUUAGGAAGAAAUAUUGGUACAACUGUUUUUCCAGGAUUAAUGUUUACAUCAGCAUUUAUAUUUAAAUUUUUAGCAUAUUUCAAUUUAAUAAUUGAUGUAAGAUUAAUUUGUGUUUGUAUGGGACCAAUUUAUAGUGUAAUAACAUGUAUUGUUGCAUAUUUAUUUGGAUCACGUGUACAUUCAGAUAAAGCAGGAUUAUUUGCAGCAGCAUUAAUUUCAGUUGUACCAGGUUAUAUGUCAAGAAGUGUUGCAGGAAGUUAUGAUUAUGAAUGUAUUUCAAUUACAAUAUUAAUAUUAACAUUUUAUCUUUGGAUAGAGGCAGUUUAUAAUAAUUCACCAAUAUUAAGUGCAAUAACAGCAUUAUCAUAUUUUUAUAUGGCAUCAACAUGGGGAGCAUAUGUUUUUAUUAAUAAUAUUAUUCCAUUACAUGUUCUUAUUUCUAUUUUCUGUGGAUUUUAUAAUAAAAAAAUAUAUAGUUGUUAUUCUAUUUAUUAUAUAUUUGCAACUAUUUUAUCUAUGCAAGUUCCAUUUAUUAAUUAUGUUCCAAUUCGUUCUUCUGAACAUAUAGGAGCAAUGGGAGUAUUUGGUAUUUGUCAAUUAAUUGAAUUAUAUUCAUUAAUACAUAAACUUUUAGGAAAAAAGAAAACAGUUGAAUUAAUUAAAAAAAUAUUAAUGGGAUGUGUUAUUAUUGGAAUUAUAAUAGUAUUAAUAUUAAUUAAAAAAGGAUAUAUUAGUGCAUGGUCUGGUAGAUUUUAUGCAUUAUUUGAUCCAACAUUUGCAAAGAAAAAUAUUCCAUUAAUUGUAUCAGUAUCAGAACAUCAACCAGCAAAUUGGGCAUCAUAUUUUUUUGAUCUUCAUUGUUUAAUAUUAAUAGCACCAGCAGGUUUAUAUUAUUGUUUUAAAAAAUUUGAUUUUAAUAUGUUAUUCUUAAUUAUUUAUUCUGUUUCUGUAUUUUAUUUUAGUUGUGUUAUGUCAAGACUUGUAUUAAUUUUAGCACCUGCUAUUUGUUUACUUAGUGGUAUUGCUCUUACAGAAUUCUUUAAUCAAAUACAAAAACAAUUAGAAAGUACAUUAAAAUUAUUAUUUAAAUCAAAUAAAAAACAAAUUCAAUCAAAUGAAACAUCUACUAAAAUAGAAAAAAGAAAAAUUUAUACAAAUAAAAAAGAUCAAAAUAUUGAAAAAUCAUUUAUUAAUGAAUUUAUAACAUUUAUUAUUAUGACUAUUAUUGGAAUAUUAUUAAUUAUCUUUUUAUUUAAAUUCUUUGAUUAUUCUAUUCAAAUGUCUAAAAAUUAUUCUUCUCCAUCUGUUGUUUUAUAUGGUAAUAAUGGUGGAAAACAAGUUGCUUUUGAUGAUUAUAGAGAAGCUUAUAGAUGGUUAGCACAUAAUACACCAGAAGGAUCAAGAAUUAUGAGUUGGUGGGAUUAUGGUUAUCAAAUUAGUCAUUUAGCAAAUAGAACAGUUAUAGUUGAUAAUAACACAUGGAAUAAUAGUCAUAUUGCAUUAACAGGAAAUGUUAUGGCAUCAAAAGAAGAAGAUGCAAUGAAGACAAUUAGAGAUUUAGAUGUUGAUUAUUUAUUAGUUGUUUUUGGUGGAUAUCUUGGAUAUUCAUCAGAUGAUAUUAAUAAAUUCUUAUGGAUGAUUAGAAUUGGUGCAGGUGUUAAUCCUUCUUUAAAUGAAAAUAAUUAUUAUAAUCAUGGUACUUAUACUGUAGGUGAUCCUUCUAAUACAUUUAAAUAUAGUAUGAUGUAUAAAAUGUGUUAUCAUAAUUUUUAUAAAGCUUCUAAUGGUUAUCAUUCUGGAAUGGAUGCAGUUAGAAGAGAAAUUAUUAAAGAACAAACUUAUUUCAAAAAUAUUCAAGAAGCUUUCACUUCUCAACAUUGGAUAGUUAGAAUUUAUAAAGUAAAUAAACCAAAUCCAAUAGAUUCUUUACUUUAA